Messenger RNA from Coprinopsis cinerea okayama7#130, 3333 nucleotides. RefSeq names its product other/WEE protein kinase. Bases 1 to 3333 code for a protein of 1110 amino acids. The record is from RefSeq and is a predicted model, not a curated record. The transcript has 7 exons. NCBI's taxonomy places the organism in Eukaryota, Fungi, Basidiomycota, Agaricomycetes, Agaricales, Psathyrellaceae. Gene Ontology annotation, biological process: protein phosphorylation. Gene Ontology annotation, molecular function: protein kinase activity; ATP binding.
AUGUCUCCAACUUAUCAUUGUACACCGCCCAGACGAUGCGCAGACACCGUUCGCCCAUUUGAUUCGCCAAUGCUCACUCCCUCGCCCCUGCGACAACCGACAAUAUUCUCCCCAAAAUUCAACAAUGAUGCCCAGGACAUCGACGACCUCUUCAGAAACUCCCCCUACAGGUCUCCAGCGCAGGCGCAUAUCUUCCAGAAUCCAGCCUAUUCGACAAAACCACUACCUAUCCAAGCGGAUGACGAGGAGGGUCGCAUCUUCCUCUCUUCCAACUCCAACUCUCCUCGAUUAUCUUCUCCAACCUCACAGCCUAUCUUUACACCCCUCAAGUCACCCUACAACACCGCUGGACGCGUAGCACUCGCCGACAGGAACCUCAACGAACCGCAGCCCAUCGCCACCUCAUCCAAUGGUCCGAUGCUGACUUCGCGCGCAGGGAUCGGCACCAAGCGCAAAGUCACUCCUCAAUGCACUCCGUUGAAGAUAGAGGCCUCGGGCAGCUUCCAGAAACUCGGCCCUCUCCCUGCUCCCAAGUUCGCCACCAAGACCCCGCACAGCAAGGCCGAGGCCGAGGAAUUCCUCCGCAAGCAGACAGCGACCCUCACAAAACUCAAGCUCAGCGAUAGGGACAAUCGUAUGGAUACCAGUAACGAUUCCGAUUGCGACUUUGACGAAGAAGCUGGGGCCAACCUGUUUAGGACUGCGUCGAAAGGGAAGGAAAAGGAAGAAGUUGUCGAGGCUGUCUCCCCUGGCGGGCGUGUUGUGAAGCGAAGGGCUCGGACAAGACCCCUGUCCGCCGAGCUUCGCAACCAACAGCCUUUCGAGUCCCCUUCGCCGGUCAAGAAGCCUUUCCUGAGCAAGACGCGUCCAAGGCACAGUGGAACGAUUGCCUUUCCCUCUUCGAAUGCCUAUCGCAGCCGCGCUUCACCCAGUGGUUCCUCUUCGUCCGAAGCCGGCUCUCCAGCCCCUCGUCGCAGAAUUAGCAACGUCGCCUCUCGACCUUAUAUUAAACCACCCGUAUUCGCUCCCCGCCCGCCUAUCAGUCGUCAGGACAAUUUAAGUGCGGCUACUCUCUUCUUUGGCCCCGUUAUUCCGCAGUCAGCUCCACUGCAAUCCCCGGCCAGGACACGGACCACUACUUCCACUGGCAUUCCCAACCCUGACAUCAAGUCUGCUCGCUCUAAAGCCCCCAACCGCCAUAGCUAUGGCGGUACAGGAACCAGUGGCGACUGGGCCCAUAUUGCCCACCCCAGCUCCCCAUCCCCUAUGUACGGUGUGCCCCCAGCGGCUCAACGUGACAACAGCUACAUCAGUACCGACGAGGACGAGGAAAUGUCGUUCGAAGGACCUGCUCAAAGCUCCUUCACUUUCAGUCUCACUGGCAGCACUCCGUCCCCGAGCUCCAAGAAACCUCUCCCUCGGAAGUUCGAGUCAAUCAAACGACGGUCCUUGGGCGACUACGAAAUGUCAGUCAGCCGGCCCUACGGUGGCUCACUCGCUGUCAUGCCAGGAGCCUCCACCAGUUCAAGCUCUCUCGGAUCUGACGAUGGUCUCAUUACGCCUUUGACCACUGCACCGACUAACUGGCCGGGACCGCAGGUUCACGAUAAAGACUCGGACGAUCAUCGGCCCAGGUUCACAGAUGACGAAGCCGAAGUCGACGAGUUCAUCGUACGGACACUAGCAGCUGCGACCAAGGGACCUGCACCGGGAAGCAAAAGGCCUCCCGGCACUCCCGUGAAGAAAGUUCGCACCGCAUUCUUGGGUCCCGACAGGCCAUGGCAAAGCGCAGUUGCCUCUAAGAUUGGGAUCAAGGAAGAUGUUGCACCUCUCAGGACCAGGAAGAUACCCCGCCAGAGCAUGCCAGCAGUGAUGCCCAUGGGUGGCAAGAGCCUUUUGGACCAAUGCACCGACACUGAAGACGAAGAAGACAGUCCGAGCGCCAAAAAGGAUAGCCGAUAUACCAAGUUGGGAUUGGGCCAUCCUGUUGGGUUGUUUGGGGGAAGCGGCCCUUUCGCCAAUCCUCGAACCCGAUGGCUCAUGCGCCGUAGCAGCAGCGGUGCCUUCUCCAGUGGUAGCGAAACCACCUCUCAGGCCAACACCCCGACUCGAACGAAAGGAAUAGACUGGCAACUUCCCAAACUCGCGGCGAACCUGUCGCCGUCCGGAACAUUUUCCAAGUUGACAGAACGGUCCGCUUCCGGUUCAUCGACGAGUUCAGGCGUUGCGAGCUCGCCUACGAACCGCAAGGGUGGUUCAACUCGCGGAACGGAUGUCAAACCACCGAGGGUUAGCCUGGUGAAUCGACGUUUGUCAGAGCCAUCCUUGACUGAGCAAUCUGGACGUUUUGAGCGCGAUUUUGUUACUGUCGAUGAAGUCGGCAGUGGGGAAUUCGGCAGUGUCAUCAAAGUUCGAAGUAAAGGCGGGGAUGAAAACAAGGUGUACGCAAUCAAGAGAUCGAAGCGAUUCGAGGGUGCUAAACAUAGACUGCGGCUAUGGGAAGAAGUUGAGGUCCUCAAACACCUCUCUGAAUCCGCCGAACUCUGUGGAUUAGACGGCCGACACCCCAACGUUUUGGCGUACAUCGACAGUUGGGAAGAGGACGAAGCGCUUUUCAUCCAAACGGAGUUGUGUGAGUCGGGCAACCUGGCGCACUUCUUAUGGGAAUACGGCAAGGUGUUCCCGCGAUUGGACGAAGCCAGAGUUUGGAAGUGUGUGGUAGAUCUGAGUAACGGUCUCCGCUUCAUCCAUGAAUCAGGCGUCAUCCACCUGGACUUGAAGCCUUCGAACGUCUUCGUGACGCAUGAGGGACGAUUCAAGAUUGGUGAUUUUGGGAUGGCAUCGCUCUGGCCGCGAAUGGCGAUCGUCGAAGCUGAUGGUUCUGAAACGACGAGCAGCUUCGAGCGAGAAGGCGACAAACUGUACUUGGCGCCAGAAGUGCUACAAGGGCGGUAUAGCAAAGCUGCUGAUGUGUUCAGUUUCGGCAUGACAAUCUUGGAAACUGCAACCAACAUCGUGGUCCCUGAUCAAGGAGAAUCGUGGCAUCGACUUCGACGAGAAGAUUUCUCAGAGGUUGACUGGGAGGGGAGCAACGAGUUGCUGACCCUGAUCCAGGAUAUGAUGCGCACCGAUCCCGCGGAGCGGAUCGAUGUCCAAGAGGUAUACAACCACUGUGUGGUUGCGCGUGCGAGAGAGAAGAUGGAGAUGACAUAUGCAGAGGCCAAAGCCAACGGAAGUACUGUUUUUGCGGCAUCACCGCUGGCAAGUGUCCCUCGAGGGUUUCUGGAGGAGAUACUGGGGCGCGAUUCAAGUGCGAUGGAUGAAAGUUUGUAG